AUGAUCCUAGCUGAUUUUAGAUUGUUGUGGACAUGGGAUCGACUGCAACGAAGUCUUAUUUUUGUGCUAGUCUGCUCAUUAGUCUACCAUCACACUAAAAAUCCUGCUCUAUUCCGUCUUGCUGAUGGAAAUAGACGAGUUGUUGUUUAUGCAAUCGGAAAGAGAGUUGGAAUCGCUCUCACUCACUGGGAUCGGAUAGGAAUGGCGCUAAAACGAGAAUGCUGUAAGUCUUGUUCAUCUUGUCGUGCUAUUUCGGAAUUGAAGAUUGAGACGGACGAAGAUGUCGAGUUAGAACCGCGAGGAGCUGCAACUAACUCAGGAAUGGGAGAAAACGAAGCUUGCUCUUCGUUGAUUUGA
This is a messenger RNA of Plasmopara halstedii, 357 nucleotides long. RefSeq lists its product as uncharacterized. The transcript has 4 exons. The coding region runs from base 1 to 357 and encodes 118 amino acids. The record is from RefSeq and is a predicted model, not a curated record. Lineage: Eukaryota; Oomycota; Peronosporomycetes; Peronosporales; Peronosporaceae.